Molecule: messenger RNA, 1893 nt
Organism: Arctia plantaginis
Lineage: Eukaryota; Metazoa; Arthropoda; Insecta; Lepidoptera; Erebidae
Source: the annotation of a GenBank genome assembly
AUGGAAGGGAAUAAAAUCAACGAUGGUGUGAACGCAGGUUUUGAUCCAUCCCCAGAAAAUGGAGAUCUCAAGUCAAAACCUCAACCCACAAAGGAGCAGUUAGCUUCAGAUGUGUCUGUGGCAGAAAACGCACCAAAAAGUCGUCCACAAUGGGACAGCCAGUGGGAAUUCCUUAUGUCAUGUAUUGCGACCUCAGUCGGUCUGGGCAACGUCUGGCGGUUUCCGUUCGUCUGCUAUCAAAACGGAGGUGGAGCAUUCCUUAUACCGUACAUCAUUGUACUGAUUCUCAUAGGAAAACCCAUGUAUUAUCUAGAAACAUCUCUUGGACAGUUCAGCAGCAGUAACUGUGUAAAGAUUUGGGCUUUAGCACCUGCUAUGAAAGGAACUGGUUAUGCUCAAGCCCUAAGCGCAAUCUACGUGGUAACUUAUUAUAUGUCUAUCGUCGGUCUCUGCCUGUACUACUUAGUUAUGAGCUUUCAAUCCACGCUACCGUGGGCCGUUUGCCAACCAGAAUGGCUCAACUGUGUGCCUUCUGGUCAAAGUGUUAAUGAAUCUAUAGUUAUAGGAGAACCAAAGAGCAGUGCUGAAUUGUAUUUCACGCAAACUAUUUUGCGGCAGUCAGAUGGAAUUCAUGAUGGCAUUGGUGCACCUCUAUGGGAUCUUACGGUCGCUUUACUCGUGUCUUGGAUUAUUAUUUUUGUCAUCAUUUCUCGUGGGGUUAAAAGUUCGGGCAAAGCCGCCUAUUUUCUCGCAUUGUUUCCAUAUUUCGUUAUGCUCAUCUUGUUAAUAAGGGCUGUCACAUUACCAGGCGCUGGUAUGGGUAUUAUGUUCUUCAUUACACCUGAGUGGGGAAGAAUCUUGGAAUUAAGAGUUUGGUACGCAGCAGUCACCCAAGCGUUCUUCUCCCUAUCCGUCUGUUCUGGAGCUCUCAUCAUGUUCUCAUCUUAUAAUAAUUUUAAACAAAAUGUCUACAGAGACUCAUUGAUCGUGACUACACUAGACACAUUCACCAGCUUGAUCUCGGGUAUUACUAUAUUCGGGGUGCUUGGAAAUCUAGCAUACCAGCUGGGAUAUGAUGAUAUUAAUCAAGUAAUUGGAUCUGGAGGCUCGAGUCUGGCUUUUAUCUCAUACCCAGAUGCGAUUGCGCAGUCACCCUUUGUACCCCAGCUCUUUGCCGUGCUUUUCUUCUUGAUGAUGACAGUAUUGGGUGUAGGAUCUGGUGUGGCGCUACACUCAACAGCAAACACUAUAUUGCUCGAUGCAUUUCCCAAAGUUCCAACAGUGUAUAUGGCGGCUGUGACUUGCAGUUGCAACUUCCUUAUUGGACUCGUUUUUGUAACCCCGGGUGGACAAUAUAUCCUCGAAUUGGUGGACCACUACGGUGGAACUUUCAUGAGACUGUUUGCCGCUAUAGUGGAAACUAUUGGCAUCUUUUGGAUUUACGGCCUAGAGAAUAUGUGUCUGGACAUUGAGUUCAUGCUAGGUCUGAAGAGCUCUUUCUACUGGCGUAUGUGUUGGGGUCUCAUUACACCGUUCAUGAUGAUAGCAGUCUUCUUUUAUUCCUUUAUUACAACUGAACGGCUCAUGUUUGGACAAACAUAUGAAUAUCCAGAAUAUGCUUAUAUUUUUGGUUCCGUGCUUCAGUAUGCUGGAAUUGCAUUAAUACCACUCUUUAUGAUAAUUACUUUUUACAAGUACAGAUCUCGCAAUAUUAUUGAGACUCUGAAACGCUCAUUCAAGCCAAAACCGACGUAUGGGCCUGCUAUUCCCGAAAAGCGAGAAGAGUAUUUCCAAUUCCGCCGUCAAGCAAAAUACGAGCGCAACUUAAAACGAAAGAACUGGUUCCACCACAUCGCACUAAGCCUCGUAGGCGGCUACAGAUGGAAAAGCUAG